Messenger RNA from Drosophila eugracilis, 1717 nucleotides. RefSeq names its product sodium- and chloride-dependent glycine transporter 1-like. The transcript is spliced from 9 exons. The record is from RefSeq and is a predicted model, not a curated record. Lineage: Eukaryota; Metazoa; Arthropoda; Insecta; Diptera; Drosophilidae. Gene Ontology annotation, cellular component: membrane. Gene Ontology annotation, biological process: sodium ion transmembrane transport.
AUGGGGCCUAAGUCAGCUUCCCCCAAUUUAGGACGAGGACAAUGGGAAAAUCCAACGGACUAUAUAUUUGCCUGUCUAGGACUAAUGCUGAAUAUGAAUAUAUAUACCGAUAUGGGUAUUCUUGGAAUGCUGCCAUACUUCUUGUAUAUGGUAAUCUUUUUGGUUCCGGGGCUGGUCAUCCACUCUUUUAUGGGCCAGUUUUCGAGCAGUGGCUUCAUCUCCGCCUUUCGUCUGGCUCCUUUCUUUAAAGGCAUAGGAUAUGUAAAUCUCUUCCUGACUACCUUCUUUAUUAUUUACUACGGCACGUUCGCUUCUGUUCCAAUUUUCUACAUAUGGCACUCUUUUAAACCCAUUCUGCCUUGGAGUUGCGAGGGGUUAUCGUCUUGGUUCAAUGAGUCUCAAGGACUAACUACAUGUCAUUUAACAAUGGAAUCGGGCUACACGUAUAUAAACUUUUCCUCACACUACCAAUUUUCCACUUUUCAUUACCCAACAGAGGACUAGCAGGUUGACUGGAAUUUUGUGGGCCUCUACGUUCCCAUUUGGGCAACGAUUGCAGUUAUAUUCUAUAAGUUUUCAGAGACCCCAAAGUUUGGAAAGUUCAUACGAUAUAUGGUUAUUGCAACACUGUGUCUUCUGUUGGUGUGCUUUGUGCGCAUUUCGUUUCUCCCAGGAGCCAUGAAAGGGCUGGCAAGAUAUAUGACUCCCAAAGUCCGUGAUGUGGAAAACAAAAUGGUCAGAACAUUUUGUAUGGUCGUAUUUGGGUUUGGGGCUGGUUGGGGCAGUGUGAUAGCUCUGUCCAGUUUCAAUGGGUUCAGGACCAACAUAAUGUCGUACAGUUGGAUUAUUUCCAUCGGACAGGUCUUAAUAAUCAUCAUGUAUGACAUGCUUUACUGUAUGCUCGAUCACUACUACAAAGGACUUUCUGAAGAUCAUAAUGUUAUGAGCGUGUGGAUGUUCUAUCUGUGCGGUGCUUCUGCUUUAUCCUCCGUGGGUUGGGCGAACCUUUGGACUUUUCUUUUCUAUACCAUGUUAUUACUGACUGGUCUAAUUGUUUUGACGACACAAAUCUUCACUAUUCUCCAAAGCUUAUUCGACGAGUUUGAAACACUUAGAAAGAUAAAAAUGGAAGUAACCUUUGGCCUUAUUGGAGGCCUGGCAGUCUGUUCCUGUGUCCAUAGCGUGGAGGAUGGAAUAAUUUUUUUUAUCGCCUUCAUUCACAAUAUUUAUUUGACACAUAGUGCUCUCCACUUACUCCUCCUUUUGGUUGUUUUGUGGAUCUACGGGCGUGAACGUUUCCAGCGGGAUAUUGAGUUCAUGCUGGGACUGCCGUUUGCCUCCUGGAAGGUUUUCAUACUCCGCUUCAUAGCUCCGUUUAUUUUGCUGCGUUGUCUGGUAUUGGGAAUAAUCUUAUUAAGACAAGAACACUAUCUGAGGUUUGUAGUGGUCCACACGAUUCACUAUAUACUGUUGGGGAUAUGCGCUCUGGCAAUACCUGGCUAUGGAUUUUACUAUGUUUACCAGAGCAGCGGAUCCUUUGGCGAGCGCUUCAGACGCAUCUGUCGACCCACCGAUUGGUAUCCUGUUGAGGAGGAGCACCGCCAGCGUUACGGGGAAGCUGUAGGCCAAACGGAGGUGACCGACCAACUUUUUGAGCUUAUCGAUGAUGUGAAUGAAUAAGUGAUAAGAUUAUCAAAAUACAUGACAUUUUAAAACG